CGAGAGUUGACGCGAUCAAAGAUGUCAGCCUCCAUGGAAUAAGUAAAGAAAACAUAAUUUCAUAAUAUUUCAUCACAAAUCUUUAUCUGUUUGUGGUUAAAGACGGAAGAAUGGAUGAAGUGGACAGCAACUGUAGUGACGAUGACAGCAGUCAACAUUUAGACUCUCACGAAAACAAAACUGAUCAAAAUAACGAAGCAGCUACCAACUCUCUUGGACAUUUAUCAAAAAGACAACUUAGAAAAUUAAAGAAACAUGAGCAAUGGCUAGAAAAGAAACCCGAAAAACGAGCCAAAGAAAAAAUGAAGAAGAAGCAAAGAAGACAAGAGGCUAGAGAUAGAGGAGAAACCCUUGGUCCAACUCGUAAAAUGUUAAAGCUGAACAGUAUGGAGAAAUCUUCAUGUAAAGUUAAAGUUGUACUGGAUUGUUCAUUUGAUGAGUAUAUGAAUGAUAAGGAUAUAAUGAAACUAACGAAACAAGUAGGAUUUUGUUACUCAGCCAACAGGAGAGCAGAAAAUCCUCUACAGUUCUAUGUUUGUGGUUUACAUGGUCACAUGCAGCAGAGGUUAGAAUCUAUAGGGGAUUAUAAAAACUGGGAUGUCAACUUUACAGAGAAUGAUUAUCAUGAAGAAUUUGACAGAGACCAGAUUGUUUACUUGUCAGGGGAUUCCCCUAAUGUACUAGAAGAUCUGUCUGAUGACCAUGUGUACAUAAUUGGAGGACUAGUAGACCAUAACCAGUAUAAGGGUAUGUGUCAUCAGCUUGCAGUAGAACAAGGAAUGUCACAUGCACAGUUACCUAUUGGACAGUAUAUUGAGAUGAAGUCUCGUAAAGUACUCACAGUUAAUCAUGUUUUUGAAAUUCUGUUGAAGUACACAGAGACAAAAGACUGGAAAGAAUCAUUCUUUUCUGUGAUACCUCAAAGGAAAGUGGUCAAUAGUACUGACAAGGAACAAGUUAGCACUAAACAGGAAACAGAUGUUGAUAAUGAUCCUUCAAUGGACAAUGCUAAAUUAACUAAAACUGGUUGUGACAGUAUUGCGAUGAACGAUACAAGCUGUAGAAACACAUGCGAUAUAAAACAGGACUUUGAACUCUUACAAGUAACUAGUAAUCAAGAAAUUCCAAAUACUUCUCAGGAUAACCAGUUUAAAUGCAAUGCCGUAAAAAGCAGACCUUUUGAAAAUGGUUCUCAAGGAAUACAGAAGGAAGAUUUAAGUACUUUAACUUGUGAUAAUGAAGAAAAUAAACAGACAACAUAAAUUGUGCAAAUUCUUAGAAAUAUUAUGUUUUAUAGAUUUGAUUAUUUAUUUAUGUGAUUUGACAUGAUAUAAGGGGAAACAUUGGAAAAUGAAUUGAUAAAAUAUUCUGUAUAUAAAAAAAGAGAUGUGGUAUGGUUGCCAAUGAAACAACUAUCCACCAAAGUUCAAAUGAUGUGGAUAUUUAUUGGCCUUCAACAAUGAGAAAAUUCUGUACUGUGUAGUCUGCUUUAAAAGGUCCCAAAAUGAAAAAUAUGAAACAGUUCAAUUGAGAAAACUAACCACCAAUUGAUAAAAUAUUUUCAAUUAAAAAAGGAAUUCAUAAAUAUUCUUUAUAUAAAAAAAGAGAUGUGGUAUGGUUGCCAAUGAAACAACUAUCCAACAAAGUUCAAAUGAUGUGGAUAUAAACGGCCUUCAACAAUGAGAAAAUACCAUACUGUAUAGUCAGCCUUAAAAGGCCCUGAAAUGAAAAAUAUGAAGCAAUUCUAUUGAGAAAAAUAACGGCCUAAUUUAUAACAAAACAAUUUACGAAAAAAAACAAAUAUGACAGACAUGAACCAAUGACAACCACUGAAAUACAGGCUCCUUUUAUAGUUGUAUUUAUACAUGUUGAAGGAUUUUUUUUUAUUCACUAUAUAUACAAUGCCAUACAUUUAUUUCAUGCAUUAAAGGACAAAUUUUUAGUAA
This is a messenger RNA of Mytilus californianus (California mussel), 1946 nucleotides long. RefSeq lists its product as uncharacterized. The transcript has 6 exons. The record is from RefSeq and is a predicted model, not a curated record. Lineage: Eukaryota; Metazoa; Mollusca; Bivalvia; Mytilida; Mytilidae. Gene Ontology annotation, biological process: tRNA N1-guanine methylation. The coding region runs from base 111 to 1262 and encodes 383 amino acids. Gene Ontology annotation, molecular function: tRNA binding. Gene Ontology annotation, cellular component: nucleoplasm; nucleus.